Drosophila mauritiana is the source of this 4131-nucleotide messenger RNA. RefSeq names its product putative dipeptidase NECHADRAFT_87110. The record is from RefSeq and is a predicted model, not a curated record. Lineage: Eukaryota; Metazoa; Arthropoda; Insecta; Diptera; Drosophilidae. The transcript has 3 exons. Gene Ontology annotation, biological process: proteolysis. Bases 1 to 2904 code for a protein of 967 amino acids. Gene Ontology annotation, molecular function: metallodipeptidase activity.
AUGUCUUCCGGCGAGUGGGACCUGCGGGCCCUGAAGGCGCUCGAGGAGGAGGAACAGCGCGAGUUCCUAGCCCUCAGCCAGAGAAACCUCUUCGAUCCGCUGCCGAAUCCCUCUGCGGAUGUCACCAGUGCGAAGCCUUCACUGACUUAUGCCCAGCUGCAUCCUCACCUGCUGAAGCUGCCGACGAUCGACGAGUGCCAGCUGAUGGCCGUCAAGCAGCAGAGAUCAGCGGCCCUGCGAUUCAGUCGUGCCCUCUCCUUGUCCGCCCACUCACUCACCUCGCGAACCGGAAGUGGUACGGCAGGCGGAAGUGGCCUGGGAUUUGGCCGUAAACUGAAAGCCCGCUUAGUGGGCGCCAAGUCGAGUGGCUCACUAUCGCCCGGUCGGCACUCGCACAGCUACAGUGUUUCCCCGGUAUAUACGCCGCCGCCCAUGAGAAGAUGUGCCACCUUGCAUCACACGCAACCGGUUCGAAAAGUCUUCAAAAAUCUUCAACAGCUGCAGGAGCGAAAACGUCAGGCGGCCGGAAGUCACCUGCAGAGGAUCGCCGGCACCGGAAAGACGUACUGGAAGUACGGAGCCAACUCCACGGCCGCCUCGAUAGUGGGCCAACGUGCACGCCAAAUCCAACCGAUCGAGGGCGAGGAGUCCAACGGCUCGGAUGAGCUGAACUCGGAGCCCCAGGAAAUCUCCGAGGCGGAAACGGGCUCCUGCAGUGUGCCGCUGCCGUCGAAGGACACCAAUGAAAUACUCCGCCUAAUGCUAAGUGCGGCCAGCUCGGCGGUGACUGUGACGCCAACGGCGGCUGCCAUUGGCAACGGUAACGUGGCCGGAGCAACUGGUGGCGCCCCGCCAAUGCGUCGCUACCAGAAUGCCAGCGAUGUUGAGGAGGACGAAACUGUUGCGUACGGAGCUUUCCACCAGGCGGCCAAAAGCUUCGAGCGCGGCGCUCUCCUGCGAGUCGGCAGCUUAACAGCCCAAGAGAGCGAUAACAGCAAAGUUAAUGCCAUGAGCCCCAGUCCGCAGAACAGUCCCGCCAGGGAAACACAAUCCACAGCGCUGGGCGGAACGAGUGGCAGGCGUGUGUUCAAGUCCUGCUCAUUGGAUUGGCCCGGGGAAGCGCAACAGCAUCAGCAGCAUCUAUCCCCGCAGCCACAUCAAGCUGCAAAUCAUGUGGAGCUGGUGGAGCAGCAGGGAAAGGACAUUCGCUUUCGGCAGAGGGAUCACUGGGAUCUCGAGCACGCCCACUUCCAUCACGAGGCGCUUGGACACCUAACAACCAGCGCCACCGUCAUCGAUGACGAUCUUGAGCAGCACAUCAAGCAGUGUUCCUGCUCCUGCAACCACAUGGGCUAUGGCAACUCAAUGGACUAUCAGACGACUGGUUUCGGUGGAUUGCCCGACGUCACAGAGCACUCGAACAUCCGCCGCACACUGUCCCGCCAGAACUCGAUCUCGAACAGCGAUUCCGGCGGCGAGAUAGCCAGCAUCCAGAAGUCGAAGGUGAACUUUGGCAAUCCCCUCGCCGGCGGCGUAGUCGUCGGUGGAGAUAUUGUUGGUCUGGACGCCAAGUCGCCCACAUCGCUGGGUUCCACGACUGGAGCCGGCGCCACUGGUAAAGCGAAGGGAAAGGCGUCAAGGAAAGCGAAUGCCGGACCGGAUGGCGGACAGAAGGGCAGGCGAGGAUCCUGGCUGGUGGCCAUCACCCUGGUCAGCGCCAUCUGUCUACUGGCCAUCGCCGCCACUUUGGCCUACCAGCAUUUCCUUAUGGCGCCCAGCCGCAAUUCCCAUGCCCAAAGACUGAGAAUCGUUCGUCGAAUCCUGCGUGAGGUGCCGCUGGUCGACGGGCACAACAAUUAUGCCUGGAAUGUGCGCAAGUACGCCCACAGCAGCCUGGAACUCCAUCUCAGCCACGACGUGGACCACAAGUCACUGUGGGCGCGGCCGGCGUGGGCGCAAACGGACAUGGAGCGACUCAAGCAGGGAUUAGUCAGCGUCCAAGUGUGGUCAGCAUAUGUGCCGUGCGAGGCGCAGGGCUUGGACGCGGUCCAGUUGGCUCUGGAGCAGAUCGACAUUGUGCGGCGAUUGUCGGACAUGUAUGCCCGGGAAACGGUGCUGGCCACAUCCUCGCAGGACAUUGUCGAUGCACAUCGCCGGGGACUGCUGGCCUCGCUAAUUGGCGUCGAGGGUGGCCACACGAUUGGCUCCUCCCUGGGAGUGCUGCGAUCCUUUUACUCACUGGGCGCACGCUAUCUCAGCCUGACCCAUCGCUGUGACGUCUCAUGGGCAGGAUCGAGUGCAUCACCGGCGGAACAGGGACUCACGCCCUUUGGCAAGGCCAUUGUGCGUGAGAUGAACCGGCUGGGCAUGAUGAUAGAUCUGUCGCACAGCUCGGAUGCCACGGCCAGGGAUGUGCUUCAGGUGACCCGCGCUCCGGUCAUCUUCUCGCACUCCGCCGCCCGCCAGCUGUGCAAUUCGACGAGAAAUGUGCCGGAUGACAUCUUACGCCUGGUGGCCGAGAACGGGGGUCUUAUCAUGCUGAGCUUUGACUCCGAGGAUGUGGCCUGUGGGCGGCAGGCGCGCCUACAGGACGUGAUCGAGCACAUUAAGUAUGUGCGAGCCAUUGCCGGCAUCCAGCACAUUGGACUGGGAGCCGGAUACGAUGGCAUCGAGCUGCCGCCCUUGGGACUGGAGGAUGUGUCCAAAUAUCCCGAGCUAUUGGCCGCCCUGCUGGAGGAUCACAACUGGAGCGAGGAGGAUGUGGCCAUGCUCGCGGGCAGGAAUUUUCUGCGCAUCAUGGAAACGGUGGAAACGGUGCGGGACUACUGGAAGCGAGCGGCCAUCCAGCCCAUUGAGCAGACGGAGCCCCAGCCCAAGACGCAGUGCACCUACAUGUCCUCGUGACCGCAGGCGCAGGCGGUGAGGCAGCGACGCGAUGAGCCGCCCAUGGAGCGGGCCAAUCGCACCACUGCCACCUUGACGGGGGAGCACUUCUGGCAACGCGGUCCGGAGUCGAGGGACUCCGUCACCAAUCGCACCAAUCCGGCGGUCAUCGCGGCCACGACAACGAGUUUUACGGUCAGCGAACUGCUUCAGUAAACUGGAAUUAGAGCAAGGGAUUUUGGCUUGCGGUUCGGCUCGCCGGGAUUUCGGGAAUGGAGGGCGUUUACUAAGGUACUGAAAACCCGGAAAGGGUCUUUAAAACAGUUCAAUUCAAAGGGAAUAAUUUUUCUUUAGAUAUUCAAUAUUUCAUUAUUUUCUUUGGGAAUGAGAAACACAUUUUGAUAAAGCCAAAUAUUGGUGACUCAAUUGGAAAUUCGUUAAAUAAGCCAAUAUGUACAUAAACUAGAUCCUUUGUGCUGCCAUCACUGCCCCUCCUCUGGUCGAAAAGUGAACGAAGAACUGUCGUGGCGAACCUCGUGAAUAAUUAGUGUGUACUCGUAAUUUACUUCCAUAGGAUGCAUUGAUAGGCGUAUGAAUAAAUAAUAAUAAUAAAUGUACUAGUAUUUAGCCCAUAAUUGUUUGCAGCUAUACUUAUUUGGUGUUGUGGCAAUGCAUAAUUUAUGCACAAUGCGGAUACUUAUUGAUGUUGCUGUACCACGGGGCGUAUGCGCGACGCAGCGAGCACCGAACCGCAAACCGAAAUCGUUCUUGGCUUGCCUGUGACUGUAUUAUAUAUGUAGGGCACACAUCAAUGAUUCACGCAAAUUAUCGCAAUUAAGCGCAAUAUAUUUAAUCACAAACAUCACACAUACAGAUUAACAUACGUAUUAACCAUCGAAACGAAUUAAUUGCAGCAGAUUUCCCACAGUUGGCAUUUAUGCCAGGAUCAUGGGGUCAAAAAAAACAUGCACAACUGUAUAAUCAGUCGUAAGCACCGCCAGCAAUUCAAUUAAAAUGGGAUUUUUCACCCUGGCUGCAUGUGAAUCCAUCUGAAUUUCUGUAUUAGGUUAGUUAACAAAACACAAAUGAAAAAUCCCCAAAACAAAAUCAAAAAAACGAAAUGUUGUUCGUGUAUGCAUAGCUACAUAUAUACAUAUAUACCACUCGAAAAAAAACGCAAAAUAAAAGUAAAAUGCAGCAAAAGCAAUGCGUGUCUCGAAUAGAACGACACGCAUUUCCAUAAAAAUA